This is a messenger RNA of Puccinia graminis f. sp. tritici CRL 75-36-700-3, 1616 nucleotides long. RefSeq lists its product as uncharacterized. The record is from RefSeq and is a predicted model, not a curated record. Lineage: Eukaryota; Fungi; Basidiomycota; Pucciniomycetes; Pucciniales; Pucciniaceae. The coding region runs from base 1 to 1218 and encodes 405 amino acids. The transcript has 2 exons.
AUGUCUGAUUCGGAAUCAGACUCAUCUUCAGCUCCAAACACGUCUCAGCUCAUCAGUACCUUAGAGCUCAUGAUCGACAAAAGCGAAUUUCUAGUGAUCCGUUAUGACUACCCGAAGGUGGACCUACAAUCGCCCGCAAAACUGGGGCAGAACCAGGAACUCUUGAACGGAACGAGGCAUUCGAAACUGCUACUUUCGAUCAAGGAACAACACAACUCGCUUGUUGCAGCUCUCGACUUACUCGAUCCCACUGAAGAGCCGAUCCCAGACUUUGACUUGGCUUUGAAGAUCGUAUCCGCUCUUGAUGAAACUCUAUGUACUUUGUAUCUUACUAUGGGCUCGGUCGAAACGAGGGACAGAAAUUACGACGAUCUCUUCAAACAUCUGAAAGCUUUCAGAUUCUCUCCCUUACAUGAUCAAAUCUGUGAGUUGAUUCAAUCCGAAAUCAAUAUGCAAUACGAAUGGUACCUCUCAUUCAUUGAAAACUACAAGCGACCAAGCAAGCUUAGUCCAGAAGAGUCUGAGCAUCAAGCCAAAAGGGGACAACGAAUAAUCGAGGGUGUAACCGAUUGCAAUCGUGCGAUUGAUGGCAUAAUUAAAUGGUCCAAACGCUCCGAUUUCGCCAUUCUCCGACAGGGCUGGCUAGAGACAAUCGGAUCACUCGAUGAAACAUUAGAACGCAUAAAAAUCCAACUCAAUCCCCAGGGGGAACUUCCUCGAAUUGCUGGUGCAGAUGAUCAAAGACGGCCCGAAGAUCGAUACGCUGAGGAAAUUAUCUCUCGGGCGGGAAAAUCGGUCAUACCCUUGCUCAAGUUGACCCGAAUUCUGUCAAAGAAGUUAAUGGAAAUCACCAAGAACAACUCGCCUUUGAUUCUGGAUUCGAAGAAGAUUGAUUGUUGGACGCUUAACCUCUUAGCCAACGAACCGGAUUCGAUGAGUCGGGCUUUCGACGACUUUGUGAAUUUCGCUCGGCUCAACUUUCGCUUGAUUAACGAUUUAGCUUCGUAUCGGUCUCAAGUGAACCUCUCAUCAGAAAUCCUAGGGCCCAUCUUCCUCGUCCUAGGCUCUCAUGUCAUCACUUUGGAGGACGGGAUCGAUCAUUCAUCAGCCAAAGAUCACUUCAAUGCUUGGUCUCUCAAUAUGAAAGAUCUCUGGCAUAAAGCUGCCAAUCGUUUCCUGGAGGACUUGACUGUCGAUGAUGAUUGGGGACCACCUUAAUAUAUCAAUUAGUCCAUCAGACGACAUGGCACACUCUCUUAAAAUAUCACUCGAAAUACGGAACACGAUAUAAACCCCAAUAAACCAAGUGCUUAUUGGGAUGUGGGCCCCUUCUUCUUAAACGUUAUCAGAUAAACCAUUAAGUCAUGAACUGAUGCUUCCAGUUCCCACACACCAAUACAGCCCACUUUCUCCUCUUGUGUCCAGCCUAUCAAAUUUCUCUAUUUAUCCUAAUUUGCGUGUGUAUAACAGUUGUAAUCGAAGUAAAAGCUCAGUUGAUACACUUCGAGUUAUCGAAUAAAAUUGGAUCAAGUGAGAAUAUAAGCAUCUACAUAUAACUAAAUAGAUAGGCUCAGAGAGCCAAAAAAACUGUCAUGCAAUCCAAUGCUGGUGUCGAC